GGAAGUCUCAUAGCUCAGUUCGGGUACCCAGAGUGCUUGGCUGACGGAGCCACGCGCGUGUUGAAGGAGCCAUGGGGAAGCUGCGACGCCGCUACAACAUGAAGGGGAGGCUGCAGGCGGAGCCCCGGCCCGUCAAGGGCCCUGAAGCGCCUCCCGUGAGGCUGGAGCUGGAAGACAAGGAUGUGUUGAAAGGAGUGGAUGCCAGCAACGCCCUGGUGCUGCCGGGGAGGAGGAAGAAGAAGACCAAGGCGCCUCCCCCAUCCAAGAAAGAGAGGAAGCCCCUGACGAAGAAGGAGAGGAAGGUGCUACAAAAGGUCUUAGAGCAGAAGGAGAAGAAGAGUCAGCGUGCCGAACUGCUCCAGAAACUGAGUGAAGUCCAAGUGUCGCAGGCUGAAAUGAGUCUCUUCUACACCACAGCCAAGCUAGGCACCGGGGACCGCAUGUAUCAUGUCAAAGAGAGGAAGCCUGACCAGCCCGCUGCCAGGGGUCAGGAGAAAGUCAGUAGCCUCGGUGGGGCCCAUCGGAAGCGCCAGAGGUCACCAUCAACAGAAGAAGACUCUGAGUCUUCAGAAGAUUCAGAGCCUGAGGAAGCCACAGCUGAGCAGCCUAGGACCAGCACAGGGACAGAGCCAGUGCAUCUGCCACCAGCUCCUUCUGGGAUCCAGAGGCCUGCUCCCACCCCACAGCCCCCUCCAUCUGGGACCUCUGCACCUCCAAAAGCACCAGCCUCUGCCCCACCUCCACCUCUGGCCAAGCCUGCUGUAUUCAUCCCUGUGAACCGCACCCCUGAAAUGCAGGAGGAGCGGCUCAAGCUCCCGAUCCUCGCUGAAGAGCAAGUCAUCAUGGAGGCAGUGGCCGAGCACCCCAUUGUCAUCGUGUGUGGCGAGACUGGCAGUGGGAAGACUACACAGGUGCCCCAGUUUCUCUACGAAGCAGGCUACAGCAGUGAGGACAGCAUCAUCGGUGUCACAGAACCCCGCCGAGUGGCUGCCAUAGCCAUGUCCCAGCGGGUGGCCAAGGAGAUGAACCUGUCACAUCGGGUUGUCUCCUACCAGAUCCGCUACGAAGGGAAUGUGACUGAAGAAACCAGGAUCAAGUUCAUGACGGAUGGUGUGCUGCUCAAAGAGAUCCAGAAGGACUUCCUGUUGCUGAAAUACAAGGUGGUGAUCAUCGACGAAGCCCACGAGCGGAGUGUCUACACAGAUAUCCUUCUCGGCCUCCUGUCCCGCAUUGUUGCUCUCCGGGCCAAGAGGCGCCUGCCCCUCAAGCUGCUCAUCAUGUCUGCCACGCUUCGGGUGGAGGACUUUACCCAGAACCAGCGGCUUUUCACCACCCCUCCCCCGGUCAUCAAGGUUGAGUCUAGGCAGUUCCCCGUGACAGUACAUUUUAACAAGCGAACCCCACUGGACGACUACAGUGGCGAAUGCUUCAGGAAGGUCUGCAAGAUCCACCGGAUGCUGCCUGCGGGUGGCAUCCUGGUGUUCCUCACAGGGCAGGCUGAGGUGCAUGCACUCUGCCGUCGGCUUAGGAAGGCCUUCCCCAUUCGUUCCUCCCAGCCCCAAGAAAAGGAAGAGGACUCCGCAGAAGGGAUGCGGAGGUUUAAGAAGUCCCGGACAAGGGCUAGGAAGAUCCAGGCCGUGGCCUUGCCCCAGAUCAACCUGGACAACUACUCUGUCCUGCCAGCUGGCGAAGGCGAUGAGGACAGGGAGGCAGAGAUGGAUGACGAAGAGGAGGCCCUGGGCUCUGACCUAGAUCUGGACCUGGGGGACAGUGAGGCAAAUGAAGGUGAGCAGCCAGACGCCUCCCUGCCCCUUCACGUGCUCCCACUCUACUCUUUGCUGGCCCCUGAGAAGCAGGCACAGGUCUUCAGACCUCCUCCAGAGGGGACGAGGUUGUGCGUCGUGGCCACCAAUGUGGCCGAAACAUCCCUCACCAUCCCCGGUAUCAAGUAUGUGGUGGACUGUGGGAAAGUCAAAAAACGCUAUUAUGACCGUGUCACAGGCGUGUCCUCCUUCCGAGUCACUUGGGUCUCCCAAGCAUCCGCUGACCAGCGGGCGGGUCGUGCAGGCCGGACAGAGCCAGGCCACUGCUACAGGCUGUAUUCCUCGGCUGUUUUCGGGGACUUUGAGCAGUUUCCUCCUCCAGAGAUAACCCGCAGACCAGUGGAGGACUUGAUCCUGCAAAUGAAAGCACUCAACAUUGAGAAGGUCAUCAACUUCCCGUUCCCCACACCUCCGUCCGUGGAGGCCCUCGCUGCUGCGGAGGAGCUGCUGAUUGCCCUGGGGGCCCUGCAGGCCCCUCCGAAACAGGAGAGAAUGAAGAAGCUGCAGAUGUCACAGCUGAGCUGCCCCAUCACCGCUCUGGGGCGGACCAUGUCCACCUUCCCUGUGGCCCCCCGCUAUGCCAAGAUGCUGGCGCUGAGCCAGCAGCAUGGCUGCCUGCCCUACACCAUUGCCAUCGUGGCUGCCAUGACUGUGCGGGAGCUGUUUGAGGAGCUGGACAGACCAGCUGCCAGUGAAAAGGAGCUUGCAGAGCUGAAGGGCCGGCGAGCCCGUGUGGCCCAGAUGAAGAGGACCUGGGCCGGGCAGGGGGCAUCUCUGAAGCUUGGCGACCUCAUGGUGUUGCUGGGUGCCGUGGGAGCCUGUGAGUACGCUGGCUGCUCACCCCAGUUCUGCCACGCUAACGGACUGCGCUACAAGGCCAUGCUGGAGAUCCGGCGCCUGCGUGGCCAGCUGACUACCGCAGUCAAUGCAGUGUGCCCCGAGGCCGGCCUUUUCCUGGACCCCAAAAUGCAGCCUCCUACUGAGAGCCAGGUGACCUACCUGCGGCAAAUCAUGGCAGCUGGCCUGGGUGACCACCUGGCCCGCCGGGUUCAGAGCGAGGACCUGCUGGACCCCAAGUGGAAGAACGCCUACAAGACUCCUCUUCUAGAUGACCCCGUCUUCAUCCACCCCAGCUCUGUACUCUUCAAAGAGUUGCCUGAGUUCGUGGUCUACCAGGAAAUUGUGGAGACCAGCAAGAUGUACAUGAAAGGUGUCUCCACCGUGGAAAUCCAGUGGAUCCCUUCCCUGCUGCCUUCUUACUGCCAGUUCGAUGCGCCCCUGGAGGAACCAGCCCCCACUUACUGCCCAGAGUCAGGACGGGUGUUGUGCCACCGGGCCAGCGUGUUCUACCGCGUGGGCUGGCCACUCCCUGCCGUCCAGGUGGACUUCCCUGAAGGCAUUGACCGCUACAAGUACUUUGCACGGUUUCUGCUGGAGGGACAGGUCUUCCGCAAGCUGGCUUCAUUCAAGAGCUGCCUGCUAUCUAGCCCCAACACCAUGCUGAAGACUUGGGCCAGGCUGCAGCCCAGGACAGAGACCCUAUUGAGAGCCCUUGUGGCCGAGAAGGUUGAUUCUCGUGAUUCCCUGCUGUCUGUAUGGAAGAAAAGCCCCAAAUACCUGCUGGCUGAAUACUGUGAGUGGCUCCCAAAGGCUAUGCACAGCGAUGUUGAGAAGAACUGGCCCCCUACCACUGACGGUUGACCACACACCCAGCUGCGCCAUCAGCCAGCUCCUAGGCUGUGACCAGGAGCCCCGCUGUAGCCCUGGAUACCCAAUUCAGAGGCAGGCUCACAGCCACACUGACCAGGAGUGCCUUCUUUAUGACUGUUAGAAGAAGACAGACAUGGUUUGUCUUCCACAUCCCUUCCCAUCUAAAAUGGACUCUUUGGGUAACAUUAGACACUGGAUACACAGAGCUACACUGGCGCAGGAAAGUGGACCCUUCUCCCAGGGCACCUGUGCGGGCGGCCUCAUAGCACCUUGGGGAGCAGAUGCACUGCAGACUUCUGUGACCCAGUGACUUUCCUGGAAGCUUGGCCCCAGACAAGGGUUGGAUCACCCCAGAGUUUUGCUCCACAUGGAAGGAGAUUGGUUUCCUUCUAUUGCGUUCUAUGCAUUAGUGGACAGCAGGUUUUGUCUUUAAAAGCUGCUCUAGCUGGGUAUGGCCAGUAAACCUGUGGCCUCGGCUGGUAAGGAUCACAAAUACAAGGCCAGCCUGAGCUACACAGCACGGAUGUCUUCUGUUUAUCAAGACAGGGUUUCUCUGUGUAACUCUGGCCAUCCUAGAACUAGGCCUGUAUACCAGGCUGGCCUCAAACUCAGAGAUCCCCCUGCCUCUGCCUGUACUGGGAUUAAAGGUGUAUGUUGCUACCGCCCACCAGACUCUGUCUCAGACAGUUUUGUUAAGUGUUUGUGGUAUGUGAGCCAUGCGGUGGUGGCGCACGCCUGUAAUCCCAGCACUUGGGAGCCAGAGGCAGGCAGAUUUCUGAGUUUCAGGCCAGCCUGGUCUACAGAGUGAGUUCCAGGACAGCCAGGGCUACACAGAGAAACCCUGUCUCCAAAAAAACAAAAAACAAAAAUAAUAAUAAUAAUAUUUUUAGUUAAA
Apodemus sylvaticus (European woodmouse) is the source of this 4428-nucleotide messenger RNA. It is a transcript of the gene Dhx37, whose product is annotated as DEAH-box helicase 37. Gene Ontology annotation, cellular component: intracellular anatomical structure; nucleolus. The record is from RefSeq and is a predicted model, not a curated record. Gene Ontology annotation, biological process: maturation of SSU-rRNA from tricistronic rRNA transcript (SSU-rRNA, 5.8S rRNA, LSU-rRNA). The transcript has 27 exons. The coding region runs from base 72 to 3524 and encodes 1150 amino acids. Gene Ontology annotation, molecular function: RNA binding; ATP binding. Lineage: Eukaryota; Metazoa; Chordata; Mammalia; Rodentia; Muridae.